CAUCCAUCCCCAGUCAUUGUCAAAUGCUUGCACUGCUGUACGCACUGCAAUCGAUUCUUCCAGCACCAGGAGGCACUAGUACUACACCACCCUCAGCAGAUAUAGAACAGGGCAGCUUAGUCAAUAUGGACGUUGCCGAGACGAAUUCGACGCAUUUAACAGCAGCACAAAAGUAUGAACUCAUUACACGCAACCUGCCUGAAGUAUUGGGUGGGCCAGAAAUAAAGAAAGUACUAGAUACACGCGAUUUGUCCUUGUAUUGGGGUACUGCUUCCACUGGAAAGCCUCAUAUUGGUUAUUUCGUACCAAUGACUAAAAUCGCAGACUUUUUGCAGGCUGGGUGUCAUGUGACGGUACUAGUCGCUGACUUGCACGCAUACUUGGACAACAUGAAGGCUCCAUGGGAACUCUUACGUCUUCGAGUCCAAUACUAUACCGAAAUCAUAAAAGCAAUGCUCAUGUCCAUGGGCGUCCCCAUCGACAAGCUCCGCUUCGUAACAGGAACUUCCUACCAGCUAUCCAGAGAAUACACCCUUGACGUCUAUCGACUAGCUGCCAUCAUGACGGAACACGAUGCCAAGAAAGCAGGUGCUGAGGUCGUCAAACAGGUCGAGUCUCCUCUCUUGUCUGGUCUGUUGUAUCCGGGCUUGCAGGCUCUAGAUGAAGAAUACCUAAAAGUAGAUGCUCAAUUCGGUGGUGUGGACCAGCGCAAGAUAUUUGUGCUUGCAGAACAAUACUUGCCUAAACUAGGGUACAAGAAACGGGCACACUUGAUGAAUACAAUGGUUGGUGGUCUAUCGGGCUCUAAAAUGUCGUCUUCAGAACCGGAUUCAAAAGUUGACUUGCUCGAUGAUGCUGAUACCGUCAUUCGAAAACUGGGUAAAGCCUUUUGUGAAGAAGGUAAUAUAACAGAAAACCCAAUAUUGCAGUUUAUAAAAGUAGUGCUCUUCCCCGUCGCCUCUUUGAAAUCGCCAAAUCCUGUAUUCUCGGUCAAACGACCUGAAAAGUUUGGUGGUGAUGUGGACUUCCAUUCUUAUGAAGAAUUGGAGGUCGCAUUCAAGGAUAAGAAAUUGCAUCCUGGUGAUUUGAAGAAGGCAUCGGCUAUGGCUUUUAACGAAUUGCUGGAACCGAUUCGUAAUAUAUUUAAAAGUCCUGAGCUUGUCAAGUUGACUGCAGAAGCCUAUCCUGCUCCCAAACCAAAGGUUGCUGAUGAUGUCUCCAAACUAGGCAAGUUGUGGUAUCUGGUGGUUGGUAAAAUAGUCUCCAUCAAACCACAUCCAGAAGCCGACACCCUCUACAUUGAACAAAUCGACCUGGGCGAAGAAAAACCGCGCACUAUAGUAUCAGGUCUGGCCAAAUACAUCCCCAUAGAAGACCUACAAAACCGUCUCGUAGUCGUCGCAGCAAACCUCAAACCAGCCAAACUCCGCGGUGUCUUGUCUGAAGGUAUGGUCCUGGCUGCAUCAAACGCAGACAAGACUAUCGUCGAACUAGUAGACCCACCUGCGGGAACACCUGUUGGUGAACGUAUUGUAUUUGAUGGGUUUGAACAUGCCCCUGAAGCAGAGAUUAAACCGAAACUAAAGAUUUGGGAAAAGGUGUCGUUGCAUUUCAAGACUAGUGAGGAUGGAGUUUGUGUUUAUAAGGAUGGGGUUGUGUUUGGCACGUCGCUGGGUCCGUGUAGUGUUGUGUCUUUGAAGGGGGCUGCGAUAUCAUAA
This is a messenger RNA of Synchytrium microbalum, 1718 nucleotides long. RefSeq names its product tyrosine---tRNA ligase. The transcript has 3 exons. Gene Ontology annotation, biological process: tyrosyl-tRNA aminoacylation. The record is from RefSeq and is a predicted model, not a curated record. Gene Ontology annotation, molecular function: tRNA binding; ATP binding; tyrosine-tRNA ligase activity. NCBI's taxonomy places the organism in Eukaryota, Fungi, Chytridiomycota, Chytridiomycetes, Synchytriales, Synchytriaceae. Bases 24 to 1718 code for a protein of 564 amino acids.